GCAGGCACUCGUCCGCGAAUUUCACUACCGCGGUUGUGGUGGGCGUGGCGGUCACCGCCGUCGCGGGGGUCGCGGUCGCCGUCGCGGUUGGGGGCACUGGAUUCUUGAGCGAUCGAGAAUGGAAUGGAACUGGAUGAAUGAAUUUCCUGGGAUUGCUUUCCUUGUUCCUGGAGCUCUUUGCUGCCUUUGUUCCCACAGAUGUGUGGAGAUGUGGCGGUGUUGAGACCACUGGACAUGGGGCAAGGCAAUGCUCACAGAAGAAACCAAGCUUAUUGCAAGCCUUACUAUUUCUCCUCCAAGAGGGGGCCGUUUCGAAAGCGAUGGAGGCGAAGGCGGCAUCACCCCCUCACCCAGCAGCAAUGGGAGGAUUUCUUCGGGGAUGAAGGCCGUCUCUCGAAUAACAGCACCGAAAAGCUCAUUCACAAAGUUCGCUGGGGGGGCAUAGAGCCAGGAAUUCGAGCUCAAGCGUGGCCAUUUCUGCUUGGAAUAUACGAGGUUGAUAGCACCGAGGCAGAAAGAAAGGAACAAGAUGCGAAGCUAAGGAAGGAAUACGAAAAGAUACGAAGCUACUGCCAAGAAAUCAAGCAAUCACUCACGUCCAGAAGAGAAGGAGAGCAUCAACAAGAUGGCAUGGAAGAACAAGCAGAAGAAGAACACAAACUCAUGCCAUUCUCCGAGAGCCAGAUCGAAGCAUUCAGCAGCAUCAACGACAGCAGCGCGUUCUGGAAGAAAGGACCCAAGGCAGUGGACGACAUAGUUACCUGGCAAAGGAUCAUCCGCCUGGACGCCGUCCGGAUGAACGCCGAGUGGGUUCCAUACUCUCCGUCCCAGGCCAACGUGAGCGACGAGGAGACGUCCAAAGUAGCCCGCAAGGCCGGCCUGUCCGACGACGAGCACCUGGAAACUUGCCGUCGCUACCACGCCGCCAGGCUCGUCUCCAUCCUCGAGGCCUACGCGCUCUACGAUCCGGACACGGGCUACUGCCAGGGGAUGAGUGACUUGCUCUCGCCGUUCGUCGCGCUCAUGGACGACGACCACCAGGCCUUCUGGUGCUUCGUGAGCUUCAUGAGGACCGCGCGGCACAACUUCCGGCUGGACGAGGUUGGAAUCCGGCGGCAGCUAAACGGGACCUCGGACAUCAUCAAGGUGGCAGACCCGGAGCUGUACGAGCACCUGGUGAAGAUCAAGGCCGAGGACUGCACCUUCGUGUACCGGAUGGUGGUGGUGCUGUUCCGGAGGGAGCUGACUUUCGAGCAAACGAUAUGCCUGUGGGAGGUGAUAUGGGCGGACUCGACGGCAAUGAGGACGGGCAAGGGACUGGGAGAGGCCCAGAAGAAGAAGAAGGCUCCCCCGACUAAGGACUUGCUGCUCUACACCAUAGCGGCGGCGGUGUGCCGGAGGAGGAAGUUUAUCAUGGAGAACUGCAAAGGGAUGGACGAGCUGCUGCGGGAGUGCAAUGCCAUGGCGGGGAACUUGGACGUGUGGCAAAUGCUGGACGACGCUCGGGAGCUUGUGAGUCGAGUGCACGGGAGAAGGCCAGAGACGCCUACAUGAGAAACGAAUCCUGGUUUAGAGAUAGUAACUGACGUUUACCUCGGGAUAAGAGUCGGGCGGGCUUGUGCAAAGAGCCUGCGGCUUUUAUUUUUCUUCUCACAAUCAUACAGCGCAGUGAUCAAAGGUAGUAUGCCCAAGAAUGUAAAACGAGUCAAGAUACCUUCUUUA
This is a messenger RNA of Selaginella moellendorffii, 1722 nucleotides long. RefSeq names its product GTPase-activating protein gyp7. The transcript has 6 exons. Gene Ontology annotation, biological process: activation of GTPase activity. NCBI's taxonomy places the organism in Eukaryota, Viridiplantae, Streptophyta, Lycopodiopsida, Selaginellales, Selaginellaceae. The record is from RefSeq and is a predicted model, not a curated record. Bases 199 to 1554 code for a protein of 451 amino acids. Gene Ontology annotation, molecular function: GTPase activator activity.